GUCAAGGUCGGUAAAUAAACUUACAAGUUUCCACGUCUGAAAUGGAAAACUCUGUUCUUUUAUACAGAUAUUUGUUGAGAGUAAUAAAACAGUUACCAACCAAGACGCAGGCUUAUUACAAGCACCAUGUGCGCCAGGGAUUUAGAAGUCAUGCAGAUGAAAACGACGCCGAGCGAAUUCAACAGAUCAUCAAACGUGCGAAGGAAGAUGCCGAUACAACAAAUGAAGUGUUUAGUACAAGAGCGAACUGCACAGUUCCAACUGUGACACACAGAGCGAUGUUUACGACGUCACUGCCGUCUGCGAUGUUUACGACGUCACAGUCGUCUGCGGUGUUAAUACAGGCGUCCAUCUUAAAGGUGUGUCCAUCAUCAUAAAGAUGUGUGUGUGUGUGGUGAAUUCACUUUGGAGACACAACAAACUGGGUUUCGAUUGUUUGAUACCGGUUGCUGUUUCGACAGUCAGUGUUUUAAAAACAUUUCACUUUCAUUUGAGAUAAAGGCAGAUUCACACGACACCUCACCUACCAGAUUGUUGUUUUAAAGGGAUAUCCCCGAGUUUGCAACCAUUGUAAAAUAUUUCCAAAUAAUAAUAAUAAUUUUAAUAACUAAGAUUACAUCUUGAAUAAAGAUUAUAAUUUAGAAUCUCAGUUUCUGUAUAUCGAAUGUGUUUCUGGCCUAGUGCUUAUAAAACUUUGAGUCUAGACAUGUAAUCUUAGUUGUUAAAGGGACAUUCCUGAGUUUGCUGCAUUGUAAGAUGUUUCUAACUAAUAAAAUAUUUCUACUAUUAAACUACUAUAUAUUUUCUUGUUUAGAAUAUUAGUGAAUGUAUAUUCUAUGU
Molecule: messenger RNA, 840 nt
Organism: Gigantopelta aegis
Lineage: Eukaryota; Metazoa; Mollusca; Gastropoda; Neomphalida; Peltospiridae
Product: LYR motif-containing protein 9-like
Exons: 3
Coding region: 42-377 (111 amino acids)
Source: RefSeq, a predicted model, not a curated record